UCUCCAUUGGAAAUAUGGAUGAUGCUUUUAAGGCAAUAAAAACUAUUAAAAGUGAAACUGUGUGGGAGAACAUGGCCAAGAUGUGCGUCAAAACAAAGAGGCUGGAUGUGGCAGCACUGUGUCUGGGCAACAUGGGGCAUGCACGGGGUGCCCGGGCACUGCGCUAUGCCAUGAAAGAGCCUGAGCUGGACGCCAGGGUGGCCAUGCUGGCACUACAAUUGGGCAUGCUGGACGAAGCAGAACGUUUGUAUCGAGGGUGUGGACGCAAUGACUUAGUAAAUCGCCUCCACCAAGAUGCUGGAGUGUGGUCGAAGGCCCUUGAAGUAGCAGAGAACCAUGACAGGAUUCACCUUCGGUCCACCCACUACAAUUACGCAAAGCACUUGGAGAGUAAAGGGGACUUCAGCGGGGCCAUUAGCCAUUACGAAAAAUCUGACACCCACAGAUUUGAAGUCCCUCGGAUGUUGUUUGACGAUCUACCUACACUGGAAGAUUAUAUUAUGCACACAAAAGACAAGGCUCUGAGGAGAUGGUGGGCACAGUACCUGGAGUCUACUAGUGAAAUGGAGACAGCACUGCAGUUUUAUGAAGCUGCUCAUGACCAUUUGUCUCUGGUUAGAGUAUACUGUUACUGUAAUAACCUUCAAAAGGCUGCAGACAUCGCUAAUGAGACUGGUGAUCGGUAAGUGUACUAUGGGAUUUAAAGAAUAUCCUGUUGUCCAAUGAUUCUAUGUGCUUGGAUAAGCAUUAUGCUUUGUGCUUUUCUUAGGUACAGUAUUUGACUUAAUGCAAAUAUAGGUUUGCCUGUUGGCAAUGUAAAUUGAAUCAUGAAAGUUUUGUUUAAUAUUCCCAUGAAGAAUGGUUAUUUGUA
This is a messenger RNA of Eriocheir sinensis (Chinese mitten crab), 871 nucleotides long. RefSeq names its product intraflagellar transport protein 140 homolog. Gene Ontology annotation, biological process: intraciliary retrograde transport. NCBI's taxonomy places the organism in Eukaryota, Metazoa, Arthropoda, Malacostraca, Decapoda, Varunidae. The record is from RefSeq and is a predicted model, not a curated record. Gene Ontology annotation, cellular component: ciliary basal body; axoneme; intraciliary transport particle A. Bases 15 to 686 code for a protein of 223 amino acids. The transcript is spliced from 5 exons.